Acanthoscelides obtectus is the source of this 3529-nucleotide messenger RNA. The record is from the annotation of a GenBank genome assembly. NCBI's taxonomy places the organism in Eukaryota, Metazoa, Arthropoda, Insecta, Coleoptera, Chrysomelidae.
CCUGACAUGACAUGUUGACACUUCAUUGUGUUGUAUGUUGUAUGUUCAUGUUGUGCUGUGGUCAGAGAUAAACCCUUCUAGCUGUGUUGUUUAGUGAUUGGUAAACGAAAAAUGAUUUUGUCAAUCGUCUAGAUUCCUGCUGAGUUUUUCCGUUUUAUGAAAAUGGAGAAACCUUCAGAUAAGUUCGUCCUCAAAGAUGAUAUGCUCACAUCGCUAAAAUGCUCCUUAUGCGAAUCAUUUCUAUCAGUCUCUCCAAUUUACAUUACUUCCGAAGAUGGUAGCAAAAUGAAAUGUGGAAGAUGCAACUUUAAAACUCAUAUAGUGUGUAGAGCUAUUUGUUAUGAGAACUUAGCCAAGCAGAUGAAAUUCCCUUGCAUUAACAAGCCCUGUGAAGAGAUUCUGGACUGGGACGACGUCAAAUCGCAUGAGAAAAUCUGCGAACAUCGUACCAUACUCUGUAUGAAGACCAACUGUAAUGAACGCAUAAAAGCGCAGGACUAUAUAUCCCAUUUUAAAACACAACAUGAAAAAUCAUUAUAUACAGACACAAUGGUUCUCAAAAAUAUACACAGUGCUUAUGGAAUGGGAGUUUUGCAAAAGGAUUUCAAUGCAUUUGUAGUAUUAUUUGAUUGUGAUAAUGCAAAAUUUGGCCUAACAGUAUGUUCAUUGGUACCAACUGACAAAGUCUUUAAUCUAACUAUUACCUCUCCAGGAUCUAAAAUGUCUAUUACAAUUAAUGAACAACCAGUAAAAAGAUUUAAUGAAAGAUAUCACUGCUAUAAAUGCAUGCAAGGGUUAUGCAAGUAUGAAUUUCAUGCAUACAGGCACCAUAGACGAAACAUUUUCAGUAAAAUGAAUGUAAAAGUUGAGAAAGAUGUUGUAAAAAAGACCUAUGGCAAUCAGACUAUAUAUUACAGAAUAGAUAUUGUUGAUGAAAAGAAAGAAGAAAUUGAUGAUUUUGAUGAUCUUGUGGAUAAAAACAUGAUUCUUGAUGAAGCAUCUGAAGAUGAAAAUGAUGAAAUAUGUUUUGAGCAAGAAAAUUUCUUGAGAGAUACUUUAAUAUGCCCUCAAUGUUCAAAUAAUCUUGAAGCUCCUAUAUACCAAUGUGUUACAGGUCAUAUCUUAUGUAGCAAAUGUAGAGAUGGAGCAGAGGCAUGUCCAACCUGUGAAUCUAAGAUUGAAAAUACAAGGAACUACCUUUUUGAAGAAGUUGCCGCAUCGUUUGAGGCUAUUAGUACACAAAAACCUGAAGAUAGACCUCAAGCUGAACUAAAAGACAAAGAGAUUGAAUGUCCUCAACCUAAAUGUUUUGAAAAGAUACAUCUUAAAGAUAUAGCUGACCAUUAUAAAGAACACCAUAUAAACAAUUUCCAUUUCAAUACUUUUUCCAUUAAAAAUGUUUAUACUUAUUAUAACAUUGAUGUUUUGGUAAAAUAUGGAAAAACAUUUAUACUUUUAUUUGAUUUUGAUGAUGUCAAUUUUGGUAUUAGUAUAUGUUCCUUAGAUGAUGAAGAGGGGUUGGAGUAUGAAAUCACAUUGAGUUCUGCUGAUAAUAAUCACUCUGUUAAAGCUAUCAGGCAGAAGCUUGUAGUGUUUGAUGAUGCUACAUAUUGCUUCAAGUGUGCAUUAGGCAAAUGCAAAAAUGACCAACAUCAUGGGUCUCAUAAAUUUAAGAGGAGAGACAUCUUCCGAAAUAUGGUAACGAAAAUAAACAGGGACUCAACAAGGAGAAUGUUCAACACAGUCAAUAUGAACUAUACUGUAAGAAUUGUUGAUGUUUCGACAUUGGUGCAAAGGGAUAAGAUUAUCAGACAGAUGUUUGAGUGCACAAUUUGCAAGGAUUAUAUGGUUCCUCCAAUCCCUCAAUGCCUAUCUGGACACUCGCUAUGCAACACGUGUGCCUCAAAGGUAGAGAAAUGUCCAAGUUGUGAGGCAGCUCUAACAGGUACUCGAAAUCUCGCAUUGGAAGAGGCCACAGAAAAAGCACAGCUGGUCUGUCAGAACCUGUUUGAGAACUGCAUAUACAGGACGUCAUUGAAAAGGAUAGCAGCUCACGAGGCCGAAUGCCCAAAGAAGCCAAAAAGACUGUGUUCAGCUGAGUCGAAAAGCGAAGCUUCCAAGAAGUAGAAGAUUGGGGUUGUACACUUUGUGAAAUAUCAUACUUAGGCAUUAUGAGAUUCGAUUUUAGAGAGCUUUGAGAUUGUAUGUGAGCAUAAAGUUAGCAGCACUUCUGAUGUCCAUAUGUUUAUUCAGCAUAGUGACACUUCCGUCACCAGACUCGUGCUUGAACACUUUCUCAUUGUUUACUUGUCACUACAGGAUAGCCUAUCUGAGGACAUUAAAUGAGUAGACAAUGAGAAACGAUAUUAAGAAUGUGUGAGAGAAGAGAUACUAAAUAAAUUAUUUGCCGUCAACGUUUCUUUUUACUUCCCACGCCUACUGGCGGGGAAGUAUUGCAAUUGCGAAAAACCAUAUCACUCCUAUAACUUGAGAAGUACUUUUCAGUUUGGAUGAAAUUUGUACACAGUGUUACUUCUAUGCCAAGCAUGCAAGAGCUCUGCAGUUUUUGAAAUUAGGUCCAACGGUAGCGGAGCUAGUGGUAAAAUUACGAAAAUCGCUCAAACUGUGUUUUUGAUGUUUUUGGGGCUUCUGAUCAUUUCCAGAAAAAUAUUUUUUAGGGGUUGAAAAUCGGUGGUUGGAGGUUGUAGGGGAUUAAUUUUACGCACCUCUCAGAUAUUUCAAACAUCAAAGAUUUCCACGUACAUUUGCCCUUCAUACGCUGAGCACUGUCUGCGGGUCUGCGUCUGAUUGAUUCUGACUGCAUCGACGGUUCUUUAGAGUUAUCAUUCUAAUCUGGUUCAGCACCGUUGCCAGAUGGUCGAUACUUAGAGCAGGGAAGAAACUAGCGCUUGCAUUAUCAAAUGGGUAGGGACUAUGGUGUAUGAACUAAUUGCAUGGGCCUGUUUGGCUGACUUAAUCAAUUUAAUUUUUUUGUUAUAUAUGUUUGUAGCUAGUUCAGGGGGACUAACGUGUGUCAAACAUAAUCGUUUAUGAACUGAUGACAAUGUUGCGUGGGAAGUGCAGAGUCAACUUACUUGACGGCAUUUUUCGCUUUUGUAAAUUGGAUUUCCUUGAGGGUGAUUUAUCUGUAAAAGGUGGAAACAAUUUACAAUUAUCUCCGUACUUGAAGAAACAAUUUCACUCUCCAUCUAUCUUGUUAUUUAAGUGGCAUAUAGCACGAUUUUAAAGUCAAAAUGGCUGGCGAGGAUAUUUUGUAAGAAAAAUACCUAACUUGUGUUCUAGUGAAGUGUUGUAGAAAAUAAUCACUGACGUGUUGUAUACAUGAGAUAUUUAACUUCUGUAAAAUAAGUCUACAGCUCAAAUACUCUUUUACUUUCUUACAUAGUGCUACAUACAUUUCGAUUUUUUUAAAUCUUUGCAUUUCUCAAACUGAUGAUUUUGAGUUUUGUAAUUAUGGAAUUGUACACUUGACUGAUUUUAUCUUUUGAGAAUAAACAACUUGACAAUU